UGUAAUGUGUGAAAAAAAUUUACUGAGAUUUUGUUCAUUUCUAUUUUUUUAAUACAAUCAGUUGAAUCAGACAGACGACGAAACGUGGCCACAUUAAAACGGCGCUUACAAUUAACCGAAAUGUGGUUAAUGCUGCUGCUGCUGCCGCUUGCGCUGCCGCUCAGCUGCGCGCUGCUGUGCAGCUGCUCGGCCUGCCUCUGCCAGCGCUAUGUGGAGCUGCUGGAGCAUCUGUUCAGCUACAGCUCGCAGCAGCUGCAAGCGCUGCAACGCCAGCAACCGGCAAUCGAUGAAUAUUUGCGCGAGGAGCAGCAACAUCGCUUGCAAUUUCCUCGCGCAUUGGCGCAGCUGGGUCAGGCCAAGCGCGGCCGCACGCCCGCUGAGCUGGGGGCGCGCAUUGGACAGUGCUGCGAUUUGAUUGCCGAGGGACUGCAGCUGGUGCUGGAGGAUGAGGUGACGCCGCGUUUUGCUGCCGCAGCGCCGCCCGCUGGGGAAUGGAAUCUGCUGACGCGCAAUUUGCGCCAGCAGAAGCGACAGCUCAGCUGGCGACUGCAGCUGCUCUGGCUGCUGUCGCUGCUGCUGCGCUACACGCUGCUGGUGCCGCUGCGCUGCUUGGGCAUCGGCGGCUGCAUUUUGCUGGUGACGCUGCUCACCGCGCUGCUCGGUCAGCUGCCGAAUCGCUGCAGCUGGAAGCGCUCGCUGGUGCAGCGUGUGCUGCGUCAAUGUUUUCUGCUCUCCACCUGCUUCAUUCCGGUGGUGCGGCGCAUUCACAACGCCCAGCAUCGGCCACAGUUUGGCAUCUGUGUGUGCAAUCACACGAGUCCACUCGACGUCAUUGUGCUGAUGUGCGAUGUGCACUACUCGCUCACUGGACAGCGCCAGGACGGCAUCCUGGGCAUCAUACAGCGUGCGCUGGUGCGCGCCUCGCCUCAUCUGUGGUUCGAGCGCAGUGCGCUGCUGGAUCGCCAGGCGCUGUGCCAGGCGCUGCGUCUGCACGCCGCCGACAGCAAUGAGCCGCCCAUUCUGCUGUUCCCGGAGGGCACCUGCAUCAAUAACACGGCCGUCAUGCAGUUCCGCAAGGGCGGCUUUGCCAUCUGCAAUGUCGUCUACCCAGUCGCCCUGCGCUAUGAUCGUCGCUUUGGCGACGCCUUCUGGGACAGCACACGCUGCUCGAUGCUGCGCUAUUUGCUGCUCAUUAUGUCCUCCUGGUCCAUCACCUGCGACGUCUGGUAUAUGCCGCCGCAUCAGCGUCUGCCCAGCGAAUCGGCGUUGGACUUUUCGCGACGCGUCAAAGCGGCAAUUGCCGCUCAAGCCGGCAUCGAUGAUCUGCCCUGGGAUGGCAACCUGAAGCGCUCCAACCCUGUGCGCGACUGGCAAUAGUUUCGUAGUUUACUUUCAGUUUCGUUCACUUCAAAUUUCCGUUUGUUUUCAGUUUACGUUUGGCAAUAAACACAAUUAACUCUUA
Drosophila busckii is the source of this 1462-nucleotide messenger RNA. RefSeq names its product glycerol-3-phosphate acyltransferase 3. Gene Ontology annotation, biological process: triglyceride biosynthetic process. Gene Ontology annotation, molecular function: glycerol-3-phosphate O-acyltransferase activity. The transcript has 2 exons. The coding region runs from base 121 to 1377 and encodes 418 amino acids. Lineage: Eukaryota; Metazoa; Arthropoda; Insecta; Diptera; Drosophilidae. The record is from RefSeq and is a predicted model, not a curated record. Gene Ontology annotation, cellular component: endoplasmic reticulum.